CACACUUCUUCUUCUUCUUCUUCUUCAAUGGCCUUCAAAUCAUCCUCUGAAGUUUUAUCCACCAGUCAUUCCACUGGUAAUACUUCCAACAGCUUACGCCAUGGAAGAGAAAUUGAAGCGCUACCGACCCCUUUUCCCAACUUUGAUUUGGGACCCGUUCCAUCGCCUCUAGAAGUUGAAGCUGCAGUUGCUGCUCUUCAGAGUUUGUUGCAGGAGUGGUUUUCACUUGAAUCGAUGUCAAAAUGGCUUCAGCCGCUGAUGAACUCCAGUUCUUCAAGCAUUUUGCAUUCUCGUGGUUAUCAAUUACUUUGUAAAGGUUUUCAAUGGAUACUAACAGAUCCUACUUUCAAGGGACUGGUAAUUUCACUGUGUUUGGACAAAGAUGUUUGGAAUGCUAUUAGAAACCAUGGGAUUGUAGAGAAGCUCCAGGAGUUACCUUCUUCAGGUGGAAAUGGAAACACUGGGAGCUCAAAACAGGGACCUGACUUUGGUAAUGUCAUUCUAAGCUGGAUUUUGCAAAUAUCACUCACAAAAAUCAGGGAGCUAAUAGAAAACUUUGUCUCCCUGUUGAACAAUGCAUUUUGUUUUCCUGGGAAAGAGAAGCUGAAGCCAGAGAAAAAAGAUGAGAUAGAUGAAAAAAUCCAAUCAUCAUUGGUUCUGUCCUUGGUCGUCAUGUUGAUUGUGGUCGUUGCUCGAGUUCAGAUUGCAUAAAAUUGGUAGCUUUGACAUCUUCUGACCACGGUUGUACUCAUACUUCUAUUUAAGCUAAAUUGUGUAAAACUUCUUUGCUUCUACUUGCAGUAUAACUCUCAUACAACUUUGUCAUUGUGAAUCAACAUUACAGUUGUACUUUUUUA
This is a messenger RNA of Cucumis melo (muskmelon), 857 nucleotides long. RefSeq lists its product as uncharacterized. The record is from RefSeq and is a predicted model, not a curated record. Lineage: Eukaryota; Viridiplantae; Streptophyta; Magnoliopsida; Cucurbitales; Cucurbitaceae. The transcript is spliced from 5 exons. Bases 28 to 711 code for a protein of 227 amino acids.